Molecule: messenger RNA, 1833 nt
Organism: Cuscuta epithymum
Lineage: Eukaryota; Viridiplantae; Streptophyta; Magnoliopsida; Solanales; Convolvulaceae
Source: the annotation of a GenBank genome assembly
AAAAUACUGUCCUGAGUAUAGAUUAGAGAGAGAAAGUUGAGAAAGAGGGGGGAGCAGAGCUCUGCCUUGAGCUCCGGCGUCUCUGCAUUAUCAAGAGAUUCAGGGAUUGAUCCUAUUCUUCCCCAUCUACUUCUUCGAUCUCUCCUCUCUGGGGGUAUAUCAGAUACUUGCCUUUUAGGCUUUUCUCUCUCUAAAUUUUAUUUAUUAUUUUCCCUUUUUUCCCUGCACAUUUGAUUCCGAUUGCUUUCAUGUCUCUGAAUGCUCUACAUGGGCAUUGGAAUAGAGGGCAUUGAAUGGAAAGGAGUGAUCUUUCUUCUUGUUAGAUUAGAUUGGAGAUUCUAAGUUCACUUCAACUAUCCAAUCUACCUGGGUUUGACUCCCUCUCUGUUUUCUCUCUCAUUGAAGGAUUAGUUCUAUUUUGAUCUGGAAAUAUAUGCUAUAAUGUCAUCUCUCAGCAGAGAACUUGUGUUCUUGAUCUUACAGUUUCUAGAUGAGGAGAAAUUUAAAGAAACUGUCCACAAGCUUGAACAAGAGUCUGGGUUUUUCUUUAACAUGAAGUAUUUUGAGGAUGAAGUGCACAGUGGAAAUUGGGAUGAGGUUGAGAAGUACCUUUCAGGUUUUACCAAAGUAGAUGAUAAUCGGUAUUCAAUGAAAAUCUUCUUUGAGAUAAGAAAGCAGAAGUAUCUUGAAGCAUUGGACAAGCGUGAUCGGCCCAAGGCAGUUGAAAUUCUUACAAAGGAUCUUAAAGUUUUUGCAUCUUUUAAUGAAGAGCUGUUUAAGGAGAUAACCCACCUAUUGACGCUGGAGAAUUUCAGGGAGAAUGAACAAUUGUCAAAAUAUGGAGACACGAAGUCUGCCAGAGCGAUAAUGUUGGUUGAACUCAAGAAACUCAUUGAAGCAAACCCUUUGUUCCGUGACAAAUUGCAGUUUCCUGGCCUUAAAAAUUCUAGAUUGCGAACCCUCAUCAACCAGAGUUUAAAUUGGCAGCACCAACUAUGCAAAAACCCGCGGUCAAAUCCAGAUAUAAAGACGCUUUUUGUUGAUCACGCUUGUGGGCAACCAAAUGGCUCCCAUGCCCCGUCACCUGCAAACAACCAUUUACUUGGACCUGUACCAAAACCUGGAGGCUUCCCGCCUCUUGGUGCUCAUGGGCCUUUCCCGCCUGCACCCACACCCGUUCCUGCUCCACUUGCUGGUUGGAUGUCCAAUCCACCCACGGUGAAUCAUCCAGCUGUUUCUGGGGGACCCAUGGGCUCUGCAGGACCUAUGGGCCUCACCGCUUCAUCCAUUCCAGCUGCUCUCAAGCAUCCAAGGACCCCAUCAACAAAUCCGGUUGAUUAUCCAUCUGGGGGGGAUUCUGAUCAUGUCAGUAAAAGAACAAGGUCCUUGGGAAUUAGUGACGAGGUUAACCUUCCCGUAAAUGUGAUGCCGGUGUUCCCGGGGCACGGUCAUAGCAGCAGCCAAGGGGGUCACAGCAGUGCACACGAUGAUCUCCCGAAGACCGUAGUGAGAACACUUAACCAAGGCUCAUCUCCUAUGAGCAUGGAUUUUCAUCCCGUUCAACAGACAUUGCUUCUAGUUGGAACCAAUGUUGGAGACAUAGCGUUGUGGGAAGUUGGUUCACGGGAGAGAUUGGUUUUGAGAAACUUCAAGGUCUGGGAUUUGAGUGCAUGUUCAAAUCCCUUGCAGACAGCCCUGGUUAAAGAUCCUGUUGUCUCUGUUAAUUGCAUAACUUGGAGCCCGGAUGGCUCAUUAUUUGGGGUUGCAUAUUCGAGACAUAUUGUGCAAAUAUAUUCUUAUCAUGGAAAUGAUGAUGUGCGCCAGCAUCUGGAG